AUGGACGACGAGCUGGAGCUGUACACGCUGCAACUGGCGCAAGUGAGCACCGCGCUCGAGGCGGAUCCAUCCAACGAAGACCUGCGAGCGCUCAAGGAGGAGCUGGAGAACCUGGUUCGGCUGACGCAGUCGCUUGUUGGAUCGUCUUCCAGCACUGCAUCGACGAGUCAGACACCCGCCGUCAAAUCACAGAGCGGCUCGGAUGGCAAGCGCAAAAGGCACGAUGGAGAAGAGGCGAAGUUCAGCGUGGGUCAAGAGGUUUCGGCCAAGUACUCGGCAGAUGGCCGGUGGUAUCCUGCCACAGUUCGUGCGGUGAAAGACGGGAAGGUGACCGUGAGGUAUCAAGGGUAUGGCAACGAGGAGGUGCUGCCGGUGUCGCAGGUCAGGGUGAAUGAUGCGACGUCGACUUCGGCCCCUCCUCCACCCUCGAAACCGUCAGCACCUUCACCACCACCGGUAUCGAGUACUGACCUCAAUCCACCACCUCCGCCGCCAGCAUCAUCAAGCACGGACCUUAACCCACCACCACCACCCGCACCAUCAGCACACCCGCCUCCACCACCUCCCUCUUCCAGCCUACCCCCACUCCCGCCACCACCCACAUCCAGCCAACCUCCACCUCUUCCAUCCGCAACACCACCAGCACCUGCCCUCGACGAGCGCGCGCAACGCAAGCAUCGCAACGACAAAAAGCUCCUCCGUCGAGAACAAAAGUCGAUGCAACAGCUCCAAAAGGCCGCCUCAUGGCAAAAGUUCGCCUCGAAAGCAACCCAGUCCGGUGCGCUGCGCAAGAGCAUGUUUAGCACCAGCGAGGAUCCUUACGCCAAAAUCGGCGGCAAUGCACCAAAAGGCGGGAUGAAGAAGUUAGGUUGA
Kalmanozyma brasiliensis GHG001 is the source of this 873-nucleotide messenger RNA. Its product is annotated as Tudor domain protein. The transcript has a single exon. Gene Ontology annotation, molecular function: RNA binding; DNA-binding transcription factor activity. Gene Ontology annotation, biological process: negative regulation of DNA-templated transcription; mRNA processing. The record is from RefSeq and is a predicted model, not a curated record. NCBI's taxonomy places the organism in Eukaryota, Fungi, Basidiomycota, Ustilaginomycetes, Ustilaginales. Gene Ontology annotation, cellular component: cytoplasm; nucleus. The coding region runs from base 1 to 873 and encodes 290 amino acids.